Ictidomys tridecemlineatus (thirteen-lined ground squirrel) is the source of this 4450-nucleotide messenger RNA. It is a transcript of the gene Exo5, whose product is annotated as exonuclease 5. Gene Ontology annotation, molecular function: single-stranded DNA 5'-3' DNA exonuclease activity. Gene Ontology annotation, biological process: interstrand cross-link repair. Lineage: Eukaryota; Metazoa; Chordata; Mammalia; Rodentia; Sciuridae. The record is from RefSeq and is a predicted model, not a curated record. Gene Ontology annotation, cellular component: nucleus.
AUCUAGACCUUGUCAGGAUCCUCUAUUAUAUAUAGUCCUACCUUUUAGUUUCAUUUCCCAUUCACUUAUCUGCUUCCCAUAUGGGCUCUAAUAUCAGUAUAGUAAGACUCGAUUGAGUUGCAAAUAACAAAUCAAGAAGGGUUAGUAUAAGUCUUAAAGGAGGAUAUUAGAUAUUAGAUCUUAAGUGUAUCAUGAAAUUCAGGAGCUGUAAUACUUGCCAACAGUGAACUGAGACCAGGAGCACUUUGGAAAAUCCAGGUCAUUUUCUCUCUCCAUCUCUCAUCUCUGCUUCUGUAUCUUCAUUCUGUACUACCCACCUCCCCUGCCCCAACAUAUACCACAUAUAACAGCUCAUUACAAAUCCCAGUUACCAUCAGCUCCAUGUUUUGUAUAGAUAGAGAAAAGCUGCCUUCUUUUUCUUCCCUUCCCUGGGGGAAGCGUUAUUUGCCCAGCUAGGUCAGGUGCCCACCCCUAAACUGCUGGCAGAGAUCUCAGCUACCAUUGGAACAAUAUGGAUGGAGUAGUGUCUGGAAGGGAAAGAAAUUCCUAGAAGAAAAGGUAAAUGUUCAUAAGAGUUCCAAAUCCUACCCAUUCUUCAGUGCCUGCCCAGAGAAUCAGGAUUUUAGAACUGGAAAUAGUCUAGCAGCUCACCUAAUCUAGAACACUGACUUUAUAGAUGAAGAAGAGAUGGGAAUCCUCUUUUUUAAUUACCCAUGUCCUCAGUUAUAUUUUUAAGAAAUGUUUUUAAUUGUAGAAGGACACAAUACCUUUGUUUUGUUUUUAUUGGUGCUGAAGAUAGGACCCAAUGCCUCACAAGUCCUAGGCAAAUGCUUUGCCACUGAGCUAUAACCCCAGCCCCUCAGUCACAUUAAAAAAAAAAAGUUUUUGUGUGUAUAAAACUUGUCAAUGGACCUUUGUUUUUUAUUUAUAUGCAGAGCUGAGGAUCAAACCCAGUGCCUCAUACAUGCUAGGCACAUUCUCUAUCACUGUGCUACAACCCUAGCCCUCAGUUACAUUUUUGACCAUCUUUCCUCAAAGUUUGUUACUCUAGCUCUCCAAAUACCUGCCUUUAACUGGCUGAACGUAGCCACUGUUUGCUGAUGCAAGAGUUUACUUCUUACCUCUAUGACUGCCUUAGCAGGUCCUAUGUUAUGCUUCAGAACCUACCUAUUGGCUUACCUGUUGCAUCUGCUUGUUCAUUCUCUAUCUCAAAGGCACUUGUCCCUCUGCCAAUCACCAAUACACCCUCCUCCAGGGCCAUGUUAUUAAGCACUUUCUCAUCUCUACACAUUAUUUAGUUUAUCUCAUUAAUAUUCUAAGACUUCUAACAUCUGCAUCUCUAUCUUAGAAAUCUCAUCCUGAGUUCCAGAACAAUGGAUAUUGCCACUUGGAUAUCCUAUAGUCAACAUGUUGAAAACUCAACUCAAAAUUGUUUCAAUAAAAUCUGUAUCCCUUAACCCAGAAGGGGUACUGCCAUCAAUCCAAUUCUAAAAUAGCUGAAACUUCUUCCUGUCAUCCUUUCCCAAUCAGUCACCAGGUACAGAGUAUUCUGUUAGAAUCUCCUCAGCCUCUCUUCUCUCCAUUUCCAUAUCCAAAGUUUUUUUUUUAAAUAUAAGUAGUGGGAGGAAUUUAUUAUAAAUUUUCAAAAAUGAAGAAAACAGUUUUCUAGAUUUUUUUUUCUUAAAACACACAUCAGUCUCAUUUUAUAUCUACAAAAUAGUUGCUUUGUCCUCCAAAGUAUAGCAUUAUCUAUUUAAAAAAGAGAGAGAGAGGUAACUAGGAUAAAUGUUAACCAUGAUCUGCAGACACAGAAAUUUUCCAUCUGAUACAUGUUGACUAGUGUAUUCAUGGUAGUUUUUGCCUCUUGAUAAUCAUUUAGUAAAAUGCCUAUAAAUACAUAAAAAUCCUUAAAGUAGACUGAUCUUAGGUCAAAGUACAAGAACAGUGGCUCUCAGUAAAGUCAUCCUAUACACAGUGAAGAAUCCCAGAGUCAUAUAAUGCCAUUCUCAGGAGUAAAAAUGAAGUCGGUACUGGAACACUGAGGCACCAACCUGUGCGAUGCCACCUUUGUCAUAAAUCAAGUUUGCUGUAAAGAAAAGGAAAGGAGCAGUCAUAGAAAGUAUUCUGCCCUUCCCUGUGAGGAGGAAGACCAGCUGAGUUUCAGGGACCUCUUUGCUCAGUCCAGAGCUGUGCCAUGGCAGAGACUGGGGAGGAGGAGACCGCAUCUCCAGAAGCUUCAGGGUUCUCAGACUUGAGCGAUUCAGAGUUCCUAGAGUUUCUGGAUCUGGAUGAUGAGUCAAGUGCUUCAGUUAGCAAGCCUGGUCCUUCUGAACUCCCUGAAAAGGAUGGCAAGUCUGUAAGCUUACAAAACUGGAAACGAGGAUUGGAUGUCUCUUCACCCAUGGAAAGAUUCCACUUAAAAUAUCUAUAUGUCACGGACCUAUCUACUCAGAACUGGUGUGAAUUACAAAUGGCAUUUGAAAAGGAGCUUCCUGAUUUUUUGACACCUGAGAAAGCAGCUGUUUUGGACACUGGUGCCAGCAUCCACCUAGCUAGAGAAUUAGAACUUCAUGAUCUUGUGACUGUUCCCAUCACCACUAAAGAAGAUAAUUGGGCAGUUAAGUUUCUGAAUAUACUAUCAAUGAUUCCUACCCUGCAAUCAGAAGGGUGCAUCAGAGAGUUUCCAGUGUUUGGGGAGGUGGAGGGUGUGUUUCUUGUUGGAGUGAUUGAUGAGUUGCACUAUACAGCCAAAGGGGAACUGGAACUGGCUGAACUCAAGACACGUAGGCGCCCCAUGCUCCCUCUGGAAGCUCAGAAAAAGAAAGACUGUUUUCAAGUUAGGCUAUACAAAUUUAUCUUUGAUGCCAUGGUGCAAGGGAAAGUAACCCCUGAGAUCCUAAUCCACCACACAAAAUUGUGUCCAGACAAGCCACUGGGGCCUUCAGUGCUGCGGCAUGCCCGGCAGGGAGGUUUUUCUGUGAAGUCUUUGGGUGACCUCAUGGAACUAGUCUUCUUGUCUCUCACGCUAUCUGACCUCCCAGUUAUUGAUAUUCUAAAGAUUGAAUAUAUCCAUCAAGAGACUGCCACUGCAUUAGGUACAGAGAUUGUAGCCUUUGAAGAGAAGGAGAUGAGAGACAAGGUACAGCAUUAUAUGGCUUAUUGGAUGGGCCACCGAGAGCCUCAAGGGGUUGAUGUGGAAGAGGCUUGGAAGUGCCGUACAUGCAACUAUGCAGACAUUUGUGAGUGGAGGAAGGGCAGUGGAGUGCUCAGCUCCACAAUGGAACCUCAAACCAAAAAAGCCAAAUGAAUAGAAGAAAUGUUGGUCUUUCCUGCUCCUAAUGUACCUGAAGAAAAGAGUACUCACUUCUGAGCAUGGAUUUCAUGGAUAUUGUUCUUAUUUUUUAAUAUUUCUACAACCUCUAAUCACAUUCAGUCCAGGACCAAGGUUCACAGCUGAGUAGGAGAGAUCUGGAGUUACAUUGUCUCUGAGCUUUGACAUGGAUUGCCAAGAGUAAAGAUGCUCAUCAUGGCUGGAGCAAAGGCAAUACCUUCAGCAAGCAUUGUUUUCCUAAGAAAACUCUUUAGGUUCUAGUAAAUCUUAUUUUUUCUCAAAGUUUCUAUAUUUUACAUUAUAAAAUAAAUGAAAUGUUGUCCAGUUGGACUGGUUUUUUUUAUAUGUGGGGGUAUCAAUCUCGGUUCUUCAGAAAUGACCAAUGUACAUAGUUGUGUAUAUGUUAUAAUAAGCCUGUAAAUUUACAUAUAAAUAUUUUGGAAGCAGAAUUAGAGUAGAUCAAGAAUUUAAAACAAUUAUAAUAAAUAUUCUCAAAUAGAUAAGGGAAAUUGAAAAAGUGAAAAUACUAGAUAUGAGAAAUACAUAUGAAGUAUAUGUAACAUUCACACACACACCUGGGUAUAUGCUAUAAUUUAUAUGAGUACAAUAAUAAGUAUGAGAGGGCUGAGGAUAUGGCUCAGUGGUAGAGCACUUGUCUAACAUGCACAAGGCCAGGGAUUCAAUCCCCAGCACUACAGGACAAAGAAAGAAACAAACCAAAACACCCACAUAAAUAUGUACAAGAAUGUACUUUGUAGUACUUCCACAAUAAGCCUAGAACCUACCCAGAUACCAACCAACAGAAGAGUGAAUGAUAUUGUAUAGCAGUCAAAACAAAUGAACCACAAUGACAUAUAACAAUUCAUAUGAAUCUUUUUUUUUAGUUGUAGAUGGACACAAUACCUUUGUUUUGUUUAUUUUUUUGUGUGGUGCUGAGGAUGGAACCCAGCGCUCACACGUUAGGCAAGUGCUCUACCACUGAGCUACAACUCCAGCCCUGAUAUGUAUGAAUCUUAGCAACCUAUUAGGUUAAAAAAGUAGGUUCCAGAAAAUUACAUACAGCAUACCCUUUUUAUAAAGUGAAAAAUAACAGCAGAAACUUUAAAAAAUUUUUUAAAA